Molecule: messenger RNA, 2167 nt
Organism: Trifolium pratense (red clover)
Lineage: Eukaryota; Viridiplantae; Streptophyta; Magnoliopsida; Fabales; Fabaceae
Product: probable protein phosphatase 2C 40
Exons: 5
Coding region: 336-1895 (519 amino acids)
Biological process (GO): protein dephosphorylation
Molecular function (GO): protein serine/threonine phosphatase activity
Source: RefSeq, a predicted model, not a curated record
AGAAAUAGAGAGAGAGAAUCAUGAACCAUGAAAAAUUUGGUUGCUUAUAAAAAGGGGAAAAACAGCUUCUCUUCUCUACCAUUCGAAUUUGCAACAAUCUCGCUUUUCGCGUCUCAUUCAAGGAACAAAGCACUUAUUCUCCACUUACAUUAAUUCAACUGCAUUUUUAGCUUCUUCACUGAUUCAUUGGCUUCUUAAGGAUCAAUUGGCUGCAAAGUUUACCGAUUAAACCCUUGUUGGAGCAUUAUUUGGUAUAUCAAUUGUGCCAUUACACCAUCUAGAAAAUCAUUCAGUUGAGUUUUCUAUAUCAAAUACGAAUUUCAUUUACAUUUCGUAUGUUACUGAAAGUUCUGUUUUAUUUAGAAACAUAUACCAGUGAUAUUGAUAUUGUUGAGAAUGAAUUUCUUAAACAGGAGGUAGCCAUGCUUAGUCCUGAAGGUGAACUGAAAAUAAGUUUCGGCUAUCAAUGCAAUAGCCACAAAGGCAUCCCUUGCAAAGUUGCCAAUGGCUGCAAAAUCAUUCCUGAAUUCCGAAGAACGAGCAGUUUCUCUUGCUUGUCAGGUGCUGCCAUAAGUGCAAACGCUACACUUGCCAACACAAACAUCUGCAAUGGUUUGAUAGGAGAAGAAAUCCUUCCGAAUUUGGACUCUCCUAAUUCAUUUCGGCGGGUACCCUCUUCGCCAAAUUUUGGAGACACGCUAUCAUCUUCUCUCCAUAGUAGUUUGUCAAACCUAAGUUGCAGCCCGUCCAGUCCAAGUAAUAUGCUUGAAAAUGACCCUUGUUCGUUAAGAUUCAUGAGCCCUCCUUCUAGAAGUGAUUGUUUCCAUAAUGCUACGGAAGUACAAGUAGCAGGAGGAGCUGCUGGCGAAGAUAGAGUUCAAGCAGUUUGUUCCGAAGAAAAGGGGUGGCUUUUUUGCGCAAUUUAUGACGGCUUUAAUGGGAGGGAUGCAGCGGACUUUCUUGCCUGUACACUUUAUGACUCUAUUGUAUCUUAUCUAAAUACAAUAGAUUGGGAUUCAGAACCAAAUUCCAUCAAGAAUGCUUCUGACAACGAGUGUUUGGAUGAUAGUCGUAUUCUUAAUGGGUGCCAAUCUUCAUCGAGUAAAUCAUUUUCGCAUGUGGUACUUGAUAACCUCAAACACAUUCUUAGUCAGGUUGAGAAUGAUUUCUUGUACAUGGUUGAGCAGGAAAUGGAGGAACGUCCGGAUUUAGUCUCAAUUGGAUCUUGUGUUUUACUCGUGCUUCUUCACGGGAAUGAUUUGUGUACACUCAAUCUAGGGGACAGUAGAGCAGUGCUUGCGACAUGCAGUACAAGUAAUGGAAUGAACGGGAAUGAGAGAUUGAAAGCUAUUCAGCUUACUGAUGGUCAUACUGUUGACAAUGAAGAUGAAAGAACUCAACUUCUUGCUAGUCAUCCUGAUGAUCCUAAGACCAUUGUAUCAGGGAGAGUGAAAGGCAAAUUGAAGGUUACACGCGCUUUUGGAGUUGGCUACUUGAAAAAGAAAAUUCUGAAUGAUGCAUUAAUGGGAAUCCUUCGAGUUCGUGAUCUUAAAAGCCCACCAUAUGUUUCAACUGAACCAUCAUUGAAUGUGCAUAAAAUCUCUACUUCUGAUCAAUUCGUUAUAGUUGCAAGUGAUGGUUUAUUCGACUUCUUCAGCAACGAGGAAGCAGUAAAUCUCGUCGAGUCUUACAUCUUAAGAAAUCCUCACGGUGAUCCAGCUAAAUUUCUCAUUGAAGAAUUAGUAACAAAAGCAGCUGAUUCUGCAGGUUUCACCACGGAGGAGUUGAUGAAUGUUCCGGAUGGGAGGAGGAGAAAGUAUCAUGAUGAUGUCACUGUAAUGGUGAUCAUCCUUGGAAUGAAUAAACGGACUUCAAAGGCGUCAAUUUGCAUCUAAACAGUCGCCAAGGAAAAUUUGGGUAUGAAGCUUUUCGAUAGACAGCUUAGUCAUGUAGUUUAUUCUAGAAAGUUAUGAUAUUCAAAGAUUGUACAUAUGACAAUUUUGAACUUAGAAUCAUUAGUUCCUUUGGUAUUCAAAUAUUUUGUUUUAGUGGUUCCAUUUUGCAGUAGAAAUCUAUGUUAAAUUAAAUAUAGGUUGGUUUACAGAUUAUGAUGAAUUCAAUCCAUUAUUUGCUUGCCAUAAUAAUAUAUUUGUGGAAUUCAAAUUAA